GGUUCCGUAUCGACGGAAAAACAAUUGUGUUUUUUACAUUCACACGGCAUGCGGCAUACCACGCGCCAUCACAACAGAUAUAUAUAUAUAUCCCUAAUUAAUACCUAGAAACAAUUCGUUUAUAAAUCUAAUUCUACAAUGUGUUUUCAGAGUUUUUUUUGACUUGAGUACAUUGAAAGCAAUUUUAAAUGUCGGAAAUUAUAAAAUGCGCAUUAAAUGACUACACCUUCUGUUUCAUUCUAUUAAAUUAAAAUCCGAGAAUUUGAAAAUUUGGAACAGAAAUAUUUAACGAAAAUAGCUGGCUUGAAGCGUACUAUAAGGUUAUUUGAGUAGUUUUUUAAAACCUACAGUUUAUUUAUUCUUUGAAUGUUUAACACUUAUGUAGUUAGGUGGUUUUAUUGUGUUUAAUUUAUUAUGGCUUUGAAAUUCGUAAACGUUCAAUGUAACAUUUGUACUCAUCAUAUGAAUUCCAAUACGUUACAAAGUAGUCGAUUUCGGUAAGAAAUAAUAAUAAUAAAAAAUAAGUAUAAGUUUGAACUUUAUUUGUACUAAAAAUGUUCUGUUGAAUCACGCAACCAAGGGACAGCGACACCGAAAUACGAACGGUAAUGGACUACCUUGGUGUUAUCGAUCCAACAGUCCCACGAAAAAUUGAACAGUUUAAGAAUAGAACGUCAUGUUAGUCAGUCUUUUAUACAAACUCAGUUACACUUUGUUUAACUUAUAACUAUCAGAAGCAUAUAAAUUUUUUAAUAUAAUGGAGUCAUUAUUGAUCAAAAACUGGUACUUCGAAUAACAUUAUCGAAUAUUUGGAGUAUUGAUUUUGGUAGAAAGAAGUUCACUGCCUACUUGAUGUUAAACAGUUACCGGACAUCAUAUUAUUGGUACUCUUCGACGCAAAAGCUGCCACCCAACUUGACAUAAUAAAUAGAUAGAUAUAGCAAAAAUAAUAGUGAUGCGAUGUUCAUAUUUCAGCGUGAAGGGAAGCAGCGACUUAACUCGGAUGUCGGUGAGGAUGCGCAGAUGACAUUGAGAUUAAUCAAAAAGAUGCGGUUAAUUUAACGAUGCGCAGUUCUUUGUUAUCUUCAUCUCACUUUAGAUGUGGCUACGUAGUUGAAAAAAGCGGCUUAUAGCUUAAUUUAUUGUUUAGCUAUAUAGCUAACUUUAAACACGUACAAAUAAAUAUACAAACGAAAAUAUACAAAAAAUCAUAUGAAUAAAAUUAAACUAAGAUUGUAGUUUCGUGGGCGCUGUCGUUCGUUAAAAUUACUUCGUUUUAAAAAAAUACGAAUUUAUAUUUGAAUAAUCUUACGUAGUUCUGAAACUUCCUUUAUUUCAAACAUUUAGAACACUUCAAUCUGCUAUUUCUACUAAGAAGUAUUCAAUCUAUUAAAACAAUAUUAAAUAGCACUAUAUUUGUAAAAAUAGAUCAAAGUUGGGCUAUUAUUUAUAACAUUUUCAUGAAGUUUAAUCAAGAGAUUUUCUCUUUUUACUUUCUUCGAGAUUCAAAUUAUAUUGAGAAGGAAAAUUGAGAAAGAAUGAAGAGAAAUAUCUCACUGUUACGCGGCAAUAAUAACUAACAAGCAGGGUGGUGGUAUAUUUGCACUGUCACAAUAUUCCCUAUCACCAGCCAUAUUCACAUAAAAAAUAUAGUCACGACAACCACUGAAUGUUUACCGAUUUUAUCCACCACAGACAAAACGUAAAGAAAGUUUUUUUUUAUUUUUAAUGAAAAAUGAAUCUCCUUUCACCAUUACAUGUUUGUAUGGUUGCUAUGACACCCCAUAAAUGAUAAUCAAUUUUGAGACUAUCUAGUUGAUUUUGUUGGUUACAUACUGCUAUCUUUUAUGCGCUAAUUUAAAGUUUACCUAGAUAAUCAUGGCCCUGAAUUCGCCGCCGAAUCUUUCGGCUCGUAUAUUUUAUGGUCUCCGCACAGAUAUUCAAUAUAAUGCGCACUAUUUAUCGGAAUCUGAAAUCAUCUACCCUGCUGGGGGAGUAAUCGUUAUUCACGACCAUCUACAAAAGAAACAAAAAUUUAUUCGAUUACAAGACAAACAUAAACCAAUUAAAUCUCUGGUACUGGCACCUAACAGGCGUUGGCUUGCGCUAAAUGAAAUUGCCGAAGAGGGUCAAAAACCUAUUAUUACCAUCUAUGACCUAACUACGUACAAGAGACGUAAGAUCCUAACGGUUCCAUUCGAGAAUUCGACCGCAAGAGAAUUCGCUUGCAUCCAGUUCACGUUUGAUUCUAAAUACCUCGUGGCAAUAACGGGAGAACCAGAUUGGUGCUUGUAUUAUUACAAUUGGGACAAAGGAAAAGUUGAAAGUCAUGCUAAAGCUCAAAAUCCAAGUGGGCAAGGGACCGUUGAAAGCGUGCAAUGUAAUCCAUCAGACGCUACUUUGGUGGUGAUCACGGGACCGUACACAUUUCGUAUCAUGAAUGUUUCUGAAACUGUCUGGCGCCAGUGGGGUUGGUGUAAAGCCGAGAAUAUCGCCAUAACAAGUUGUAUGUGGCUCACACCAGAUCGAAUCUUGUUCGGCACUGAGAAUGGCGUCAUCAUGAUGGUCGAAAAUGGUGAACUACGCCAAAAUUGCAUAUUUCGAGCAGCUGAAGUAACAGAAUUUUCGUUGAAGAAAGUAGAGGCCGAGGCAGAGGAAGGCGACAAGACAAGCACUACGAGUAAACAAGAUAGCACGAGUGAUUCAACAGUCUCUUUAGAUGAAAGCCAGCCAGUUACUUGUUUUGUAAACUUUGCGAAAGGCUUUGCAUAUGCUUGUGGCCCCGGCUACGUACACAUGUUUGAGAAGGAAACUCCUCAUCACUGGAGGAAAAGAAACUUAUUUAGAAUUUCGAGAAAGUCUUAUAAACAUACCCGAGAACACCCUGUAUGGUCAAAUUUGGAUGCAAUACAACACAUCACUAUCGAUCCCAACCAAGAAACUCUGCUCAUUACAACGUUGCGAAAACAGCUGUAUCAUGUUAAAUUAUUUGGACAACAUAUGCUUCAAAAUCCGGAAAUACCUUUCACAGAAUUAGGUCCGUCGAUGCAUUACGGCCCUAUAAAUUCACUGUCGAUGUGUGCUUGGAAGCCCAUAUUUAUGACAUCUGGGGAGCAAGAUAAAAGCAUCAGGAUAUGGAAUUAUAUGACUGACGACGUGGAAAUGAUCAAAUUGUACCAGGAAGAAAUCCAUUGCGUGUCUCUGCACCCGGCUGGUCUAUUCGCAAUCGUAGGAUUUUCAGACAAGCUUCGUUUCAUGGUUGUGCUGAUUGAUGAUUUUGAAGUGAUGCGGGAAUUCCCCAUACGUAAUUGCAAACAAGCAAAAUUUAGCACGAACGGUCACCUUUUUGCAGCAGUAAAUGGCCAAGUGAUCCAAGUUUUUUCCUCAGUUUCAUUUCAAAAUGUUUAUAAUUUAAAAGGACACAAUGGGAGAAUAACGUGUUUGGCUUGGUCAGCUAACGACUUGACUUUAGUAUCUUGCGGCACGGAAGGCGCCGUUUACGAAUGGAGUAUGUCGUCUGGGCAAAGAGUCGGAGAAGUUAUACUAAAAACGAAUCAGUUUAAAGCAUGUGCAGUGAAUAGUAUCGGAAAAACUACGUACGGUCUCGGAACUGAUGGAGAAAUAAAGGAAAUCGGAUCAAACACUAUCAGACGGAAUUUGGGUUUGAUUGGAUGUGCUCUUGAUACGAUCGUGUUAUCGCGUUCCGAUAUGAUGCUUUUUGUAACCGGUGGUGAUGGAGGUGUAACGUCAGUGCAGUUGCCGCUCCUCGACAAGGCUGUUUUUAAUGAGUUUCACAUGCAUAAUAAAAAAGUAACUUGCAUAGCUCUAGCUUACGACGAUCAAACAUUAGUUUCUGUAGCUGAAGACGCUUCCAUUUGCUUAUGGAGACUCACGAACGCUGAUGGAAGAGCUAUUGCCCUUGAGAAAGAUUUCGCAUACUCCAAGGAGAUUCUUAUUAGUAAAAAAGAUCUUCAAGAAAAAAUUAAUAAUAUCAACUUGUUGAGUACAAGGAUGAGCGAAUUGGAAACGGAGCACACAUAUCAGCUUCGUCAAGCUGAAGCAACACAAGCCGAAAAACUGAAAGAAGUCCACGAAGGUUAUUGCGCUGCAAUAGAGGAAUUAAAAGAAAAGAACGAGCUAAUGGAAAGUGAACAUACGCACGAAAUAGGUAUGAUUCAACAAGAUAUUGCAAAAUUGCGGUCUGGUCACGAGCGAACAUUGCAGGCGCUCGAAGCGGAUUUCAAUGUCAGACUUAUUAACGAGUACGACAGAUACCAGAGUCUGGAAGACAAAACCGCCCGAAUGCGAAAAGAUUACGAAGAACGGCUCGAGGAAUUAGCUGAAAGUAAGCUUCAAGCUCUUCGAGAAAUUAAUAAUAUGUUUGAAGCUAAACUCGAAGAAAAGGAUUUACUCUUACAAGAGUUACAAGAACAAACAGACUUAGAAAGACGUGAACAUGAAACAAUAAAGGCGUCUAUUGAAGAGGAUGCUGAUCGAGAAAUUAUUGAAAUAAGAACGGCUUAUGAAGUUCAAUUGAAAGAGGAAAAGGACGCUAACGUUAGGUUAAAAGGUGAAACUGGACUUAUGAAAAAGAAAUUAAUUAGUGCUAAUAAAGAAAUAGACGAGUUUAAGCAUCAGGUUUCACAACUCAAAGCUGAACACAAACAGUUUCAAAAGGUAAUAUCAACAUUGGAACGAGAUGUGGCAGACUUGAAAAAAGAGAUUUCAGAAAGAGAUGGAACAAUACAAGAUAAAGAGAAACGAAUAUAUGAAUUGAAAAGGAAAAAGCAGGAAUUAGAGAAGUACAAGUUUGUGCUUAAUUUUAAAAUAACCGAACUUAAAAAUCAAAUUGAGCCAAAAGAACGUAUAAUAAGUGAGCUUAAAGUUCAGAUCGAUGACAUGGAAAACGAAGAAUUAAAGCUGUUGAACGUUAAACAUGAACUUGAGCUAAAAAUCAGCCAGUUAAACGAAAAAUUAGCAUCGGCCAAAAAGGAUUACUUAAAUGAAGCCGACAGGAAUGCAAUGCUGAAGAACACAUUAAAAAAAAUAAAGAUUGAUUUGCAUAAUAUGACGGCAAAUUUUCAAGAUCCAAUGAAAUUAAAAAGUAAUGUGAAGACACUGUUUCACAAAUACGUUGAAGACAUCGAUUUCGUACGCAGCCGUGUGGCAGAGGAUGAAGCUAUACGUGAAUUCAACAGGCAGAGAGAUCACCUUGAAAAACAGGUCACAGCUCUCAAACAACAAUUAGCAAAGUCACUUGGUGGAUCCAAGAGCGAUAUCGGAAAAAUUAUGGACGAAAACUGCACUCUACUGGCUGAGAUCAAUAGUCUAAGAACAGAGUUAAAAUCGACUCGUUCUAGAUGUUUUCAAAUGGAGUCAAUGCUUGGCUUGUCAGCGCGGUACAUACCGCCAGCCACGGCUCGAGCUAAACUUAAGCAUGUCACCGAAGAUCGCGAUAAACUUGAUGAAGGCUUUAAGCAGAAAAUUGAGGAAAGAGAAGAGAUAAUCAUUGCUUUGAAAGAAGAGAAUGAACGUCUAUUAGGUAAAAUACGAUGUGUAGAAAAUUCGGGGACAGCUACAGAAGAUCCAGACGGGGCUAAAAAUGAAAUAUGGGUACAAAGGUCGCCCCUUCAAACCGAAACACAUUACUGCUUCACGACAGAAAUAGGCAGGGUGUUGCUACCUACCAAGCCGGACUCACGAGACCGUUUUACCACCAGUAAUUACGCAAAUUAUACUUUUUGCGGGUUUGAUUUUUAUUACAUGAUGCUAUUCAUUCACCGUGGAAGUCAAUCGUGAAUCGUUUAUUUGCUAAGUACGUAUUUCAUUAGAAAAAAAAAUGGUAACUGCCUGCGGGUUUCAUGCACCGGCACAGUUGCAUCGCUUGAUACGAAUGCACGGGGUGUCUUAUCCUUUAGGCCACGACGACUUUACAUAUUCUGAUGGUGCUGAGCAAUAUUUUGACGUUUGUUAAGUCCGCAGGUAAAUGGCAAAAAACCACAACUAUUCUAAAUUUCGUGAUGACUGUCAGUGCCUCCCCCUCAGCCGCUACGUACCUACCUAAAUAAUGGCACGAAUUCUUAAGCCGGUUUAGAAGGUAUAUUUUGUGUGCGCAGUUAAAUUUUUUCUUUCGAAACUAUUAGAGAAAAAUUGAUAUCAGAUCAGUUCAGUGUUGCACUGAAGGCUUUUUCCUUCAUUUUUCCUUGAAGGCUUUCUGUACAAAGUUACCGUUUUUACAAAGGGACACUUGUUUACCGUCCGCCUUGGUUGGUUAGCUAUUGGUAAGCAGCCAAGAUGCAACGAACUUCAAAUACUUAUCAAUAUGUAUCUCACAGCCUGAAGGUAGGUUAGGUUAGGUUUGGUAGGGUAUUGUUAGUCUGCAAGCAAUCUUCGAACCUUCGAAGUCGUGUUUCGGUUUGAAAACCGAGACUUCCCACCACAUGUUUCAAAGUCAGUGGCGGCUUCCACGUUGUAGUAUAUAGUGGUAACUAUGGGCCCCUGUAACCUACUUAGUAUAAAAUGGGCCGAGUUCUUUUACCCAUAUCUAUAUAUAUGAAAAUGAAUUGCUGUUCGUUACUCUCGCUAAAACUCGAGAACGGCUGGACCGAUUUGGCUAAUUUUGGUCUUGAAUUAUUUGUGGAAGUCCAGAGAAGGUUUAAAAGGUAGAUAAAUAUGAAAAUGCUCGGAAUUGAAUAAAAAUACAAUUUUGUUUUUCCUUUGAUGUGUCCGCCGUCGGACGGAUUCCUUUUGUUUGUUUUAAGUUUAUUUUAUAGAAAAGUUUAGGUAUUUUAUGUAUCGUUUGAGGCACUACGAAGUCUGCCGGGUCAGCUAGUAUGCAAUAAAAGUCAGAAGGUGCCUGCAAUAAAACUUGGUUUUAAGCUUGCCAUUACAAGCAAACAAACAAUUUGGAAAGGAAAAUUUAGUCAAAGUGUAAGACUACUUUGGAAUAUGUAUUUGGAAUUUGACAUUAGUUCUAGAAAUUCUUUGUAAUAUAUAAUAUUAUAAACUAGUCAGAUGAACGACCCAGCGAUAUAAGCUGUAACCCGCAUCCAUAGAUGCUACAUCGUGAAUGCGUGAGUACUCGAGACACUCAAGUCAAUGUUUAAAUUGUACUAGAAAAAUCACCAUUGGCGCUACACUUUGUAUGCUGACAGUCACUCAGAGAGAUUAAAGCAAUUAAAUAAAUAAAAACUUUUAUAGCUACCUGAACUCAAUAAACCUCAAGUUUCAUAUACAUUUUUUUUUUUUGAUCCGACAUAAAUCGACAAAUAAAACGAUAUUUGUUAAGACGGUGUCGUGCCCGUAUUUAUGCAAGUGGCAAAAAAUUGCGUCAAUUAAAAAAAAGGUGUCUUAGUAUCGUCCAUACCUACUUUAUUUUUACACCCCGAUGAGUGCAAGUGAAUUGAAAGUAAAAACCUUUCAGAAUUUAAGGAAAAAUAUUAUUUUGAUUGAUUUUUGUGUAAAAUCUAGAGCUCUUGGGAUGUUUAAGGUUGUGGUGAAUAGUGCUUCUUAACUUGCCGAAACAAAAAAACAAUUAUUAGAAUAAUUGUGGUCAAGAUACUUGUAAAUGUUUUAAAAGGUGUCAAUUUUCGAAGGAUUUCAAAUGUUUAAAAAAAAAAAUUUUUUUUUCUCGUCUUUUGAUGAGCCGGCCUGACUGAGGCAAGACUCUUUAGUAUACGCUUAAUUUUGGGAUACCUUGCAUAUUCUAUGUUGAUGACAAACUGUAUCGGGAAAUGUAUAACGAAAAUUAUAGAAAUAAACGAUAAAUACAGAAACUGUUACUUUAUUAUUUUUUAUUGAAUAAUAACAAAAACAAUAAAUGCGUGCAUUAAUAAUCAAAUGCUUCAUUCAAUUCAAGUACAAAAAACGUAAGCUAUUCAAAACUAUUCAAUAUUUCAUCUAACUUAUCUAUUUGAUGCCAGUCCUAUUAUAAUAAUCCUAUUUAUUAUUACCACACCAUACCGUAGCGUACCAAAAUAAACAAAAACCACUGCCCUCUAAUAUGUCAUCCGAUACCCACCAAGGCACCAACCAAUACCUAUUCGAUAUAUCGAAAUUAUCAAUGUCAAUAUUUGUAAAUUUUUUGUUUGACCAUUACUUACAAAAGAAUAAGAAUAAAUAUACUACUUGUUGCUACGCGAAGCAUAAUCAAACUUAGUAAUUUAAUUUAUAGAAUGAAUGGGAGAAUAGCUUUACGGCCUUUGGGGUAGUCUGGGAAUUCCUUCUUGUAGUUGCGAUGUUUACCGAUGGCCCAAACGGCCAUCUGAUAGAAGCCUGCCGCAGCGAACAGACCCGCUGUAAUGAAACAAAAACGUUUUUUUUUUUCUUUCAAAUCAUUUACAUUCCAGUUAAUUAUUGCGUCAAUCGGUAUUAACGUAUUACGAACUAACUUGUGUCCUCGUGUGCGUAAAGAUUUUAAAUGCACAUAAAUUAUCACAUUAAUUGUCGAGUUCAGCGUUCAUGGCGCUUGUUGGUAACGUAAGAAGAAGAAAAAAGGAUUGUGUAGAAUAAUCAGUUUUUUUUUUUUAAUCAUUUUUUUUUGCCUACCUAUGCUAGUAGCCUCGAGGGGUUAUGCUAGCUUCACCGGAUGUACUAUCAUAAUGCUAUAUAUUUAACCUAGUUGUUUAGAUUUUGUCAGCUUACCUGGGGCACAUUUAGUCAUGAUAGUGAAAAAUAGCCAAGAUCCGAACUCAUAUGUAUAGUUGGGACAAGACACGAAGUUUAAAAGAAGAGAAAAGGGGUUUCCGUCCGGUUUAGGAAUGCGGCGUAUCUUCGUGCCGGGCGGACGAAGGUUCUUCAAAAGUAUGUGAAUGCUCAGGUUUCCUAAUUCGCAAAG
This is a messenger RNA of Bombyx mori (domestic silkworm), 8836 nucleotides long. It is a transcript of the gene tous, whose product is annotated as cilia- and flagella-associated protein 57. NCBI's taxonomy places the organism in Eukaryota, Metazoa, Arthropoda, Insecta, Lepidoptera, Bombycidae. The coding region runs from base 1879 to 5799 and encodes 1306 amino acids. The transcript has 23 exons. Gene Ontology annotation, molecular function: protein binding. The record is from RefSeq and is a predicted model, not a curated record.